GGCGCGCUCUUUGCCAGAGAUGAGGGAUUAAAACCCGUUAUCCUUCAGCACCUCUGGCUAUUCAUUCAUUCAUUCUAAAAAACACACAAAAUUGUUGUACAAUUAUUCAUUUUGCAGGAAAAAAAAUGCAAAGCAAUCACCUUUUACAGGCAGUUUUAUACCUUUUCAUGCUGUUUCAUGCUUGUUUCAGUGCUGACAAUUCUGAGAAAAGCAGCACUUUCUGUUCUUGGACUAGAUCCACUUCAGGUGGGCAAACACAGUAUGCAUUUCUCCGAAGGACUCAGACGUCUCUUCUCUUGUAUGACAGCAUCUGGAACAAAAACAACAGCCUUUUUACCUGCAUAACAAGUGAUGAGCAAUCUGUGAUUGACAGUUACCUGUCCAGGUGCUGGGAAGACAGUUCUUUCUCAAAGAUGCUUGAUGCACGCUUUGACAUCAGUGAACUGAUUGAUCCUCAUGGCCCCUGUGAGGCUGCAGGCAUUACGGAGGAAUUUACAGCAUCUGUACGGAGGGCCAGAGACCUGAGGAGUGUUGGACCUGAUGGAUUCGUGCACCAGGACAGUGGAGAAAGUUCCAUGCAGACACUGCACCGCUCAAAGCGAGCAUGGAUGAUUCCAGGAACUCUGUGGUGUGGCUCAGGAAAUAAGGCUAUGGCCUUUGCUGACCUGGUGCUCUUGGACAUGGCGCUACCUCCAGAGUUCUCGGCUCCUAUCCUGACCUCAGAAUCUGCUCCAGAAAGUUCUCCUUCGUCUCCGCUGGUCCCAUCCAGUUCUCCAUCGUCCCCUGAGUCUCCUUCAUUUCCUGAUUCCCCCGAGUUAGCCAGCCCUGCACCUCCAGAGCGCCCUCCAUUACAGAACCUUGUUGGUUUUCUCAUUGGCAGGUGUGCAAUUUAUGAACUUGCUCAAUAUGCUGUGGUAAAAGAUGCAGCAAACUACACUGACACACUCCCAGACCAAGUCAUGGAGAUGCUGGAAACGAGUUUUCACCAAACAAUCACUCUGGGACAAAACCAGGUCACCAAAAACACAGAUGAAUCCCUUACUAUACAAGCUUCCAAGAGCGGCAGUGAAGAACCGAGUCCAGUUUCAACAUCACCAGGGCCAUCUGUUACAACACUGCUGUCCCGGAAAUCUGAAGCUUCCGUACUUCCAACAGAAGCACCAAAUAUAACAACAGACAGACCACAAAAAGGCAAGUUUGAGAUGUGUGAGCUCUACAGACACCUGGAUUCAUGCCAUCUACAGAUCCCUGCUUUACAGCAGAAGUUCGGUCUACGAAACUCUGGCAUGAGAACCCUUUACCACUGUAACUGUACUGCCAGACUUGUCCAAAAGAUCUUGUCCAAAGAACUGGAUGAAACUGACCCUGUACAUUCGCUGUUGAUGGAUUUCGUAUCACAAUCCUGCUUCACCCUAUCACAGUCUGAGAACUGCAUCAAUGGAAAAAGUUGCUCAUCUCAUCCACCAGAAACACAGCUCAUCCAAAAUUGGGGGAAAGACAUGACAGGAGGACGACAUCUAGUGGACUUCAAACGCAAACUCAAGAGGAUGAACCCUAAACGCUCCAAGAGGAAAGACUCGCAAGUCAUAUUAUAUAAGAAAUGCAUCAGGAUGCACACUAAACUGCAAAAACCUAGAGUUCCUAAACGGAAACGGUCAUAAAGCCCGUUUCAACUUACCAAAGUGGCAAAAAACGUACAAUGGGAAACAAUAGCAAUAUAAAUGCUCUUAUGAAACCGCUUAUGUACAUUAGGAGUCAAUGGGAGAAACGCUUCCUUUAACUCUCAACCUGCCACAAAUGUACUUUUUGGUAUUGGAAGUUUGUGCUGAAAUAGCAUUGUGAACAUUUAUACUGAGAAGGGUUGUAAUAUUAAAUUUAGCAUAAGAUAAUAGGUCAGAGUGUAACAGUUAGCCUACCUUAUUAUGGGGUAAUAUGGUACAAAUUGUUUUAGCUGCAAGAAAUAAUACGCAUUUAAAGGCAACUUCUAAGUGGCAUAUAUAUUGUAAUUGUCUGAAACAGUUUUUCUGCCACAUACUUCAAUGAAAUAAUGCAUCGUAAACGUUUAAGUCUUAACAAUUUUUACAAUUGCCCCCACCCUCACAGCCACGAUAAGACUGACGAGCAAGCGAUAGACUCUUUCAUUCAUGUUCUUUACCCCGCAGUCAAGAGAUAACCUAGAUAUAAGUUUAAAUUCAAAGGCAUGUUAACUUUAUACAGCAGUAUUGGACAUCUCAAAAUCAUUUUCAUACCCCAAAAUCUGUUUUCCGUUAUAUUUUUUCUCCUGAGGUGCAUUUCCCCGCUUCUUCUCCUCCUCAGGUAAAACAGGAUGUAAUUGCGCAUGCGCUGAAAAUGUCACGAUAUGUUGUUACUAUUUGUUUUGGUCUCUACUAGCCUACCAAAUAUUGCACUAGCCUAUAUCUGAAUUGGUGUAACAAGCGAGCGUUGUAAAUGUAUGUACAAUUGUA
Molecule: messenger RNA, 2465 nt
Organism: Sinocyclocheilus anshuiensis
Lineage: Eukaryota; Metazoa; Chordata; Actinopteri; Cypriniformes; Cyprinidae
Product: group 3 secretory phospholipase A2-like
Exons: 6
Coding region: 126-1661 (511 amino acids)
Biological process (GO): arachidonate secretion; phospholipid metabolic process
Molecular function (GO): A2-type glycerophospholipase activity
Source: RefSeq, a predicted model, not a curated record